Arabis nemorensis is the source of this 747-nucleotide messenger RNA. The record is from the annotation of a GenBank genome assembly. NCBI's taxonomy places the organism in Eukaryota, Viridiplantae, Streptophyta, Magnoliopsida, Brassicales, Brassicaceae.
AUGGCUACAACAAAGAAGAUGAUCUUCUGCUUCAUGCUCGUGAUCUUCAUGGUUCUCUUGAGUUGGUGCUCCGCGACGGUCUACAAAGUCGGAGACUCCGACGGAUGGACUGCGAAGGAUGACGUCUACUACGAUUGGGCCUACCCUAAAGAAUUCCACGUGGGAGAUUCUCUCGUCUUCGAAUACGAUCCCAACUUCAACGACGUGACUCAAGUCUCAGGCGCUUUCUCAAACCAUGCUCAAUGCGUAUCCGGACAAAAGCUCGACGUUCUUGUCGUCCAUGAUCCAUCACGUCCGGUUCCUCCACCACCGAUCAAUAAUGACCUUCCUCUUGGAAAGUUCUACAAGGUCGGUGACUCUAAAGGAUGGAAUGUUUACGACGGUGAUUUUCUACAACAGGUGGAGCGAGGUGAAACAGUUUCAUGUUGGAGACUCUCUCUGUUUUUCGAAUACAACAACGAUGUUUUAGAAAUCAGCGGUGAUCUUGAGUUCAUAUCUUGCGACCCGACUUCUCCUGUGUCCGUGCAUAAGACAGGACACGAUCUCGUCAGGCUUACCAAACCAGGAGUCCAUUAUUUCAUUAGCUCAGAGACCGGUCACUGCUAUGCUGGGCUUAAGCUUCGGGUCGUGGUCGGACCAUUAAUCAAAGACGGUACAGUCCCCGACUUUACAAAGAAGAUGGAGUUGUCACCUAUGGACCGCCUCAACAAGUGGUUACGCAGCUUCGGAGCUGAACCCCGUCAUUAA